GGAGGGAUCCCCGCGGCUUUAUCUCCCACCCGGCUCCGCCCGCCGCCGGCUGUCUCCCGUGACCGCACCGCUCCGCACCGCGCAGGGCAGCGCCCAUGGGCUGCGGCAACUCCACGGCCGGCGGAGCGGGAGGGCGAGGUGCUACAGGGACUACUAAAGAUGUAGCAGAAGAAUCCAUAUCAGACGAUGACAAAAGGAGGAAUUACGGCGGGGUGUACGUGGGUCUGCCGUCGGACGCCGCUGCCAUGGCUCCCAGCCAGACCAAAACUGCACCCAAAGAAGGAAAUAAAGACAUCAAGAUGCAAACAGCUGGAGUCUACUGAGACCAGUUGCCAGUGCUUAAGAGAGAGCUGUCUUUGUGCCGAAGAUUCUGAUAUUUCCACAGCCUUCCAGAGAGUGAGAGAGAUCAGAGCACCAAAAAAAAAUUUAAAAAAUCCCAACUGUUGCAAGUUCCAACUACGGGUAAAGCUUCAAGUACGGCGCUGAAUYAUUUUCCUGAUUCAGGAAAUUUCCUAGGAUAGGAAAUUGGUAAUAUGGAAACCUCCUGCUGCUCUCCAGUGAAAGAUGAAAUCAGUGAACUCACGGUGGAUGCUCCUGCACAAGAGCAAACUUUGAUGAUCUGCAAUUUAUUUCUCUGUGGCCAUAUUGCAGAUUCCAUCAGCUGUCAGCUACGCUUCAUAUAUUUUCUCCAACAAUUUUUGAUAGAUUUUAUAUAGAAAACCAUCACUACUGUCCACUCAAUAGUUUCUAUGACAUCUGCUCCUUGGGUUAUCAGCGAUUUCAGGCUUGCAUCUCUUGAAGACAAACAUCCAUCUCACUCUUGACCACCGACCUCAAACCGAGACGAAAUAAGCUUGAAGAUUAAGAUGUGGUGUUAAAAUAUCUCUCUGAAUGAAUGAAUGAAUGAAUGAAUGAAUGAAUGAAUGAAUGAAUGUGUGAAUGUGGAUUUUAUCUGCAGAGUUGUUCCUGCAAGUCAGGCUGGUGAGAACUCGAGUAGCGUAGAGUGAUAAACACACAGGUUUGCUCCCCGCCUGCUUGCCGUGCCAUGGGGGUGCAGUUCCCACUUCACAUCUUCCACAAAUGGCCUGAAAGGUUUGCCUGGCACGAAUUUAUUCAGUGCAAGGCAAUUAGAACCAUGCCUGACCCAAUCACGACUGCCUUUCCCAAAGCACMAAACACGCCCGUCGUCCCAGGACACAUCAGUGCUCAAAAAGCCAACAGCAGAUGCCAGAAACCAACCCAGCUGUUUAUCCACUGCUUCAAAUGCUGGGAAAAGUCAUCAAAAAGGUGGACAGGGUCACAGUUGAACAGCACUUGUUCUGCUCCUGCCAUGUGUGCGAUGAGGGAGGAAAGAGGUGGUUGUUGAUGAGCAGCUCCUCGUGGUUGGUGGUGGCAAAGGGUUCCUUUCUGGGUUUGUAUCAUUGCUUGUUUUUCCUGUGCUGAGCUGAAGAGAAGCUUGGAGGAUUUUGCAGAAUUGGUCUUUUAAUGUUUCAUCCUCUGAAUGUGUGUGGGAGGUGGUUUCUUAAUAUUUUUGUUCCUCUGCAUCGUUUAAUCUCAAAAGUUUGCUGACCAAGUGGCAGAUGUUCAGCAUCGUAGACUGGGACAUCUAAAACAGACAUACAUUUAUUUCUGCUGUGUGGGCCUGUACCCAUCAAACUAAAGAGCUGGGGCCAUGCUCUUGUCUUCAAUUUUCAGACUCCUGUCUUUUGUUUUCCCAAGGAUCCACAAAUCAGAAACUGUGUGACGGGACGCUGCAUUCUGUCUUGGCCAAAUUCCACGUAGGGAACUGAUUUUCUGCUCAUGAAAAUUCCUCUAUGGUGAGCAGCCUUCGUUAAUAAAAGCACAUGAUAUUUCGUGGAGAAAUGAGUGUAUCUGCUCUUUCAAAACUUACAAUCUAUGGAUAUUUCUGUUAGGAGGAGGAAUGGAAAAGGAUCCCUCUAUGCCAGCUGCCAGCUGUGCAUGUGACGGUGUCCUCGGAGCAUUUUUAGGCUCCCAAAUGAUGGUUCAGUGUGAGAACUGAGAACAGAACACAAGGAGCCACUGAAUGAYAGUUGUUAUUAAGGAAUAUACAUUGGUUUUGUCUAAACAUCUUGAAUUACCAUUUGUGAAGAAUAAACAUUGAAGUGUUGGGGCCGAAAUAUCAUUUUCAUUGCAGUGGUUACUGUUUCUCCAGCCAGAGCUGARGAGCCAGUGAAAAUAGCUCAGCCAAGCAUGGAUUUGGGCUUUAUAAUCUCAGAAKCUCUGUUCUGAGAUUCUUUGACAGCCCAGAAAUAUUA
This is a messenger RNA of Malurus melanocephalus (red-backed fairy wren), 2276 nucleotides long. RefSeq names its product chromosome unknown C12orf75 homolog (gene CUNH12orf75). NCBI's taxonomy places the organism in Eukaryota, Metazoa, Chordata, Aves, Passeriformes, Maluridae. The record is from RefSeq and is a predicted model, not a curated record. The transcript has 7 exons. Bases 96 to 323 code for a protein of 75 amino acids.